AUGUCUGAUUCUAGCCAGCUCUUCAACUUCAAUCCCACGGCUACGGGCGGCUCUGUGAGCUUUCUCUCUCUCCCCGGCGAACUUCGAAACACGAUAUACGAAAUCAUUUUACUGCAGUCCGAGCCUAUCGAUCCUUGGCUCAGAUAUGGUUUGCAGGUCCCAACAGGGCUUUUUUGCGUUAGCAAGACAGUCCACCGCGAAGCCAGCCUGCUAUUCUACAGCCAGAAUCGCUUCGACUUUAGUGGACGUGAUCCUGAGAAAUUGGCCUCGUUCCUCCAGCAAAUUGGUCCCCGCAACGCAAAUUCCAUUCAACAUAUCGUAAUCGACUUCCCGGAAUUCCUCUAUCUAGACCCGGGCGAUGUUACUAUCGAGGAGGAAAGCCUCAGAAUCCUCGGAAGCAUUGUGAGCAACUGCACUGGUUUGAUCACGCUUAGGACGUCCUUGUACAGUACAAGUAGCAUGGAACUCAGGCUUGACAAUCUGGACCACUACAGCCUUGCAACUGAGGCACUGCAUCUUGUCGACACUCACUUCAGAGCUAUACCUUCUCUAUCAGAGAUCAUUCUUGAGGUAUAUGACGAUGGACCGAGUGAUUGUCUGAGAAAGAGAAUGGAGAGUUAUGGAUGGAUACUAAGCAAGAAUGCUGCUGAGGAAGAAGAGUUCUGGGACAGCAGGUUCAGUGAUCUUGACUUUGAUGAUUAUGGCUAUGGCUAUGGCUAUGACUAUGAUGACGAUGAUGAUUAUGAUAUCGAUAAUGAUAGCGAUUUCUGGAGAAGGGCCGCAGACUAG
This is a messenger RNA of Fusarium proliferatum ET1, 789 nucleotides long. RefSeq lists its product as uncharacterized. The transcript has 2 exons. Bases 1 to 789 code for a protein of 262 amino acids. NCBI's taxonomy places the organism in Eukaryota, Fungi, Ascomycota, Sordariomycetes, Hypocreales, Nectriaceae. The record is from RefSeq and is a predicted model, not a curated record.